AUGUCCCCAGCACCGUCCUUCCACGAUGAACUCGGAGUCAAGGUGCGGCACUGGAACUUCCGCACGUUCCUGGCCGUCAAUGUCAUGUGUAUCGGGGCGGCGGCAUUCGGCUACGCGCAAGGCAUCAGCGGGUCGACGCUGGGCCAGCCGUCGUUCUCGCUGGACAUGGGACUGACGACGGCGUCGAACGCGACGCAGCUGAUCUCGGCCAUGAACGCCUUGUUCUACGUGGGCGCCUUCUUCGGCACGGUGGCCAACGGAUGGAUUGCCGAUCGUUGGGGCCGCAAGCCCUCGAUCCUGCUGGGCACCAUCAUCGUGCUGGUCUCGGCCGCGCUGCUGGCCGGUUCAGUCAAUAUGGCCAUGUUCAUCGUGUUCCGCUUCUUCAGCGGCUUCGGUGCCUACAUCCUGGCCAUGUCGGUGCCACUCUGGAUCACCGAGACGGUGCCGCCGGACGUGCGCGGCAUCUUCGCCAUGUUCAACGGCUUCUUCAUCAACAUCGGCUACCUGCUGGCCUCGUAUAUUGGCUUCGGCUUCUACCACUACACGGGCGCCGGGCUGGCGGCCUGGAGGGGCCCUAUCGCGCUGAACGGCGCGCCCUGUGUCGCUAUGCUCAUGGGCCUUUACUGGAUGCCGGAGUCGCCGCGCUUUCUGCUGAUGAAGGGCAAAGACGCCGAGGCUCGCCGCAUCGUGCGCAUGCUGCAUUCGUCGGUCGCCGAUCCUGACCACUACUACGCCGAGAAGGAGCUGUUUCAGAUGCGCAAGCAGAUCGAACUCGACCGGACGCUCGACUCGUCCUGGCUCGCCAUGUACAAGAGACCGUCGUACUUUCGACGGAUGGUCAUGGCGUUUUUCGUCGUCUUUUCCAUUGCUGCCAGUGGUGCACAAGUCAUAGCGAACUACGCGUCCAUCCUCUUCUCCAAUCUCGGCUUUGGGCCGACGAAACAACUCCUCUUCUACGCCGGACUAUACUGUGCGUCGACGCCGCCCAACCUGCUGGAAUGUCUGUACAUCGACCGGAUGUCGCGCACCAAGCUCGUGGCGAUCGGGCUGAUCAUCCUCGCGUGCAUCAUGAGCGUCUACACGGCGCUGACGGCGCAGUUCAUCAACACGACCAACCUGGCGGGCCAGAAGGCCGCGGUGGCCAUGCUGUUCAUCUUCUUCUUCGCCUACGCGGCCACAGUCGACGGGCCGACCUGGUUCUACACGGCCGAACUGUUCCCCACGCACCUGCGCAGCAAAGGCAUGGUCGUUGGCACCGGCACCUACGCCCUGUCCAGUCUGGUCUGGGUCAUGUCCGGCCCCACGGCGAUCAAGAACAUCGAAUGGCGCUUCUUCCUCAUCUUCAUCAUCUUGAACGUCUUGUCCGCCAUCAUCAUCUGGAUCUGGUUCCCUGACACCAAGGGCAAGAGCUUGGAAGAGAUUGCCGCCUUGUUCGGUGACGAUGAUCUCGUCGUCGUCUAUACCCGCGACAUCCACCUCGACGCCCACCACCACGUCGUGGCCGACCUCGCUCUCGACGGCGGCAAGUCUGCUACCGUCAUUGAGGAUAUCACGGAUGAGUCGGAGAAGUAUGGUCGUCCGAGCGUCGAGCGGGAAGCGAAGUAG
Molecule: messenger RNA, 1605 nt
Organism: Capronia epimyces CBS 606.96
Lineage: Eukaryota; Fungi; Ascomycota; Eurotiomycetes; Chaetothyriales; Herpotrichiellaceae
Exons: 2
Coding region: 1-1605 (534 amino acids)
Biological process (GO): transmembrane transport; carbohydrate transport
Cellular component (GO): membrane
Molecular function (GO): carbohydrate:proton symporter activity
Source: RefSeq, a predicted model, not a curated record